Molecule: messenger RNA, 580 nt
Organism: Peromyscus eremicus (cactus mouse)
Lineage: Eukaryota; Metazoa; Chordata; Mammalia; Rodentia; Cricetidae
Product: cytochrome c oxidase assembly factor 6 homolog
Exons: 3
Coding region: 88-327 (79 amino acids)
Biological process (GO): respiratory chain complex IV assembly
Cellular component (GO): respiratory chain complex IV; mitochondrion
Source: RefSeq, a predicted model, not a curated record
CCCGCCAGGACACCACCGGAAGUCCCGUCCUUCCGUGUUGUGAACGGCAGCCCAGAAGGGUCAACCCGCGGCCGGCGCUUUCUCGGAAUGGCAGCCCCGUCCAUGAAGGAAAGGCAGGUGUGCUGGGGCGCGCGCGACCUGUACUGGCGGUGUCUCGACGACAACGCGGAGGACGCGGCUCGGUGCCAGCAGCUGAGGAGCUCGUUCGAGGCCAGCUGCCCCCAGCAGUGGAUAAAAUAUUUUGACAAAAGAAGAGACUACUUAAAAUUCAAAGAAAAAUUUGAAGCAGGAGAUUUCCAGCCUUCACGGUCCACUGAAAAUUCCUAGGCGCUGCCCGGACUUUCACACAGGUGGAAAUGAUUCUUCUGGACUUACAGAAAUGCUUUGCUGGUUCCAGGACAAAAGGAGUCUGACCCACAAUUACAUAUCAGCACUUGUUCUCUGUGAAUAACAAUUACUAAAAGGGUCAAGUAGAAGAUCUCAUCAUUCAAACUGUGAAGGACUGAAUGGUAUUAAGUGUGUUGCUUUAAUUUAGUGAGUUAUCUAUUUUAAGAAAAAAUUAAAGCUUAUUAUAAAAAUA